Messenger RNA from Leishmania braziliensis MHOM/BR/75/M2904, 2646 nucleotides. RefSeq names its product putative G1 cyclin CycE4. The transcript has a single exon. Gene Ontology annotation, molecular function: protein kinase binding. The record is from RefSeq and is a predicted model, not a curated record. Gene Ontology annotation, biological process: regulation of cyclin-dependent protein serine/threonine kinase activity. The coding region runs from base 1 to 2646 and encodes 881 amino acids. Lineage: Eukaryota; Euglenozoa; Kinetoplastea; Trypanosomatida; Trypanosomatidae.
AUGCCCGGCUCGCGUGUGGGCAGCUCGCUGGGAAUUCCAACACUUGCCCAACGAGGUGCGGCGCAACUGUCGGCGGCGGCCGACGCCUUCUCGAUGGAGCGUUUUGCCGCCUUCUACGAGGUGGCGCUGGAGGAGUUGGUGGACGAGUGCGAGCGCCGCGUCACCAACGCACCAGCGGCAUGGCGGGACAGCCAGCGGCAGCUAAUUGGCGGUGACAUGAAUCGUGACUUGGCCACUAGCACGCAUUCCUUCGACUCCCCACGUAGCAGCGCGAUGUCCCCACUCGGCCGCGUGCCCUCUAGCGUGGCACUCAACUGCAACGCCCUUGUGAACCUGCCAUGCUUCACAAACCCGCUACACAAUACACACGGACUGCACCUCCGCGAACUCAGCGGUGACAUCGAAGCUGACCCGCAUCGCACCCCCGCACCACCGCCUCCGCUGUCGCUGCAUACAGGCACAGCGUUCUUCAGCGUUGCUGGGCAUGCUCGCCAGGAAGAGCAGGAGACAACCGUAGGGGCUAAGAUGACCGUGUCGACGCUGCUCGCCGCCCUUGGCCGGCAUCACGGUAAGAUGGCACCAAUGGUGUUCAUCGCUGGCCUGGCCUACCUUGCGCGAGUCACGAUGCAGUGCGCCUCAGAGUUUCUGAGCGUUACACGUGCCAACUGGUACCGUCUCACCACCACCGCCAUUCUUGUUGCCGCCAAAGUGUACGACGAUCACAGCUCCUCUCGCUUGAACGCCUGCUUUGCCAGAUCCUCCGGCAUUCCGCUGGAAGAGAUGACGAGGCUGGAGCUUGACUUCCUGUACCUCCUUGAUUUCGACCUGCUCCUGAAGGAGUCGGAGGUGGAGCAGUGGCUGAUUUGGAUGGAGACGCUUGCCUUACGCCGCGACGUGAUGACGCCACUUAAUAGUUACGUGUUAGGCACCAGCGCGAGCAUGGUGGCUGCCCAACUCGCCAGCCCCCCCAAACAGGCCCUCACAAGCCGUCCAACACUUUCAGAGAACUGGGAGCGCAGCAAGACAGGCACGAUAUGCGAGGCGAGUCGCACCCCAGGUCUAUCCAGCGUGGUGCUGGGGGGCGAAGAUGAGACGGUUAGGACCUCAUCGUCCUCAGCAGCCGGCCCGCGCAGCUUUUCGCAGGUGUAUGUCGCGAGCAACUCCAUGGAGACAGCUCACGGGGUCGUGGACAGCGCUGCGAGCUCGCGAUGUCUCACUGGUGCAGCAGCGGAGGCUGACAUGCCUUCCCUCACUGCCCCCCUCGCCUAUCUCCCCAGCUUUCCUCUACGCAGUGCCGCUAGCUCGAUGCUGCUUCCGCCCAGUCUGUUGGACGGCACCUUCAGUGCCGUGAGUGCGGCGAGCCUCCCAGGCGGCGCACCCUCUUCCCUCAAUGACCGGCGGGCCUUCGUUCCACCGCUACCGAUUCACAACGCGCUGCCGCUUCGACCACCGAUGUCUAGGACGCGUCUGUUCAGCGUCGUGCACGGCACUGUCGAGCCGCCGAGCCCAAUUUCGGUGCGGCAGCUCUGCCGUCUUAGUGGUAGCUUGCCAAGUCCGCUGCGGCCCCCCUCGGUAGAGCGGCGCCCGCCGGUGCGUUUUUUCAAGUCACAAGGGACGCACCCUCAUGGGCCGAGCCGCCACGUUGGUGGGGCAGCCGGCUCCACUGACCUCGCCCUGUACGGCACCGUGGAUAGUGGUUGCAAGGUUUUGAAGCAGUGGUUUCCUGAGCGCAUAAAAAGGGCGGGCAGAGCAAGGACAGCUGGCCGGGCUUCAGCUCCCGCCGUGACAGACGCGAAGUACUGCCCAGACUCCGCCGCCAGUCACCAAUACAAGAAACGGUGGGGCCCAUUCGGUAUGGUGCAGCAUGUGCGUGAUGUUCUCGGUGUAACGGCGUCUCUGGUGCGUGGUCAGCUGAACGUGCUGGCACCGUCAACACAUGCCGAGGAAGUGAGUCGACUGCCGCCGCCGCAACAGCAGCAACGACAGUCAAGGUCGCAGCCGGUGCAGUGGUCCGCCAACAGCGUUUCUGGAAGUGGUGGACGUGUGAGUUUGCAACCACAGUCGUUCGCCACACCGCCGCGCUGCAGCAGCAGCGGCGGCACCUAUCCCCCUUUUCCUGCGAAGUUGAUGGGGGAGCCAAAGCCGCAAGUAGGUGGUGCACCACCCGCCACCACAAUCAUGUCUCUUGUGCCUACCGGCUUUCCUCCCCAGCCUGGCCCUGCCGGAACUACUCGUCACCACGGCGUUCCUGCUCCGCCUGGCGACAGCGCCAGGCGGAGCAGGACACCCCGAAGUAGCCCACAGCGUGUUGACCCGUACUCGUCGGCGAAAUCUCAGCCCUAUGCGAGUACGGUCGCCAACGUCACCGUUGCUCAGCCAACAGCGGGGAAAGCCGCAGAUGAGGCGUACGCUGACGGCGACUACUCUCACGAUGAGGAAGACGAGGAGUAUGAGGAGUGCGAGUACGGCUACUACGAUGAGGGCGGUUACUUCCACUACUACGAUGACGAGGGUGUGGAGGGGGAGUACGACGACUACUGCAGUGAAGAGGAGGAGGGUGCGUGGUACGAGGAGGAUGAAGAGGACGAGGCUGCAUACUUCCAGCGAUGUCGGCGACCACUCACCCACUCGCCGCCGUCCUUAUAG